GUCAUUUGCUGCGGGAAAAAAGAAAGAAAGAAAAAAGAACGUAGUCGCACAAUUGUUAUUGAAAAGUGAAAUAUUUUUAAUUUAAUUACAUUUGAAAACACCUUAAAGUACAAAAUUGCACAGAAAAAGACAAAAAUAAUAAAAUGGAAUCAGAGUUAAGUCAAGCAUAUUAUGGAGUCUACUGUUCUUCGAAAGAAAUUCUAAAAAAUAACCAACGCCAUUUAUACUGCAGUAUGUUGGAUUUAUUGACAAGCACCUGUAAGACCACAGGUUUGGUGGGCAGUAAGAUUGUGAGCGAUGAAAUGAUAGAGUUCUGGUUGUCGGACAUUUUGCCCUUGAUGUUCGAUACAGACCGUGCCAUACAGACCAAGGCUGUAGAGGCCUUUGAACAAGGCCUGGCAUCGAUGGAUGUCAGGACGAUACACAAUAGUAAACAGUGGACAGCGUUGAAGACGGCGAUGUCCACACAGCAUGCUCCCAAAAUACACAAAUUGAGGGAAGAGCGUAAUCGACAUUGGCAUCGGGUGUGGGGCUAUAUGAUACGAAUCUUGGAUAAGGAGUUGUUGAAGGGUGCCAGUACUAUUAAUUCAUUUUUGUCCAUAGUGGAGUUAGGAUUUCGCAGUACUGACAAUACUAUAAGGGCAGAGUCGUUCUUAUGUUGGCGUUUAUUGAUAGAAAUAUUCUCAAAAUAUGAUGAACUGUCUUCGCCCAAACGUUUGAAGUUGAUUUGUAUUCCUCUCAAGAGUUCACAAUCCAAGUCAGCCCAAGCUGCAGAAGUCAAAUUGAGAGUAUGGUGGUAUUUGUUGACGUGUUUUGGUGACAAAUUGGGACAAUAUUUUGAUACGGUAGUGGAACCGUUCUUAGUGUUUUGCUUUGGUGGUAGUACGUCAACAAAAAGUGUUGUCUGUGCUGUACAGCAGUAUGCUGUGGUCAGGGAAUUGGCCAUACCUUGUUUGAUAAAAUUGAUAUCAAGCGAAAGAAAUGAAUACUUGGAUCGCUGCUUGAGGGAUCAUAAAUUGGAGGCGUUAAAUGUUCCGUCACCACUAUUGGAAAUGGAUGUUUUGGAAAAGAAUUGGCAAGCUUUGGUAAAUGCAUGCAUGGAAGCUAUACGUCUAAUGGGCACUGAGUCAUCACAGUCAGAAGUUGGUGAACAGCAUCUUUUCCAAACACUUUUAAUACAAAUUUUACACAUGACCUUCCGCAAGGACAUUGUACAAUUAACCAUUAGCAUUUGUACUUCCCUUGCAAAAAUGCUAACCAAUAAUCCACGUGUGGUCAUAAUAGCUAUGAAUAAUUUGGCUGCGGAGGGUUUAACAUUGAAGAAAUCAGCGGAAAAUGUGGAAAUGUUCCCUAAGCUUUUGGAAGUAUUUGCAAAUCUGUUUAUAUCGGCUCGUUCAAUAGUACCACCAGCUAUUUUGCAACGCUGUGUUGAUCAAGUCUUCUCUUUGGAUGUACAUGAAACAAGUCGCAAUAAGUGGCGCAUGUUGGCCACUAUGUUGGAGAAAAUUAUUGUUCUCAAAGACGAUGAAGAUUACGAAGCUUUCGAGACUAAAUUAAUAAUAUGGCGCAAGAUUUCACAGGGUUUGUUGAGCCAUUUGAGAGAAAAUUCAUUGGAUGUGCGUGUAAAGGAUAAUGCGUCGCUAAUGGAUAAAUGGAUUCUAUGGCCGGUACAGUUGUGUGUUGGUUUCGCUGGACGCAGAUCCAAUAACAGUUUCGAUCAGGCCUUCUGUUCAUUAUGGCGUCAAUUAUUAAAUGCUGGACAAAAUUCCCCCGAUAGGCGUGUGUUCUUGAGCAAUGUUCAUAAAAUACUUAAGGAACUUUUAAAUGCUCGUCAUGAGGAAUCAGCUUUUGGUGAAUUGUUCGAUGCGUAUGUAGCAGCCGUAUUAAAAUUAGAGAGCGAUAAAGAUAAUAAACAGCAUCAGGAAUUCUUUGAACUAAUGCAAGACAUUCUAAAGCAGCAAUUACCUAAAAAGCCUUUUGAGGCCUGCCUUAAUACCUUGAAAAAUGCCCUGGUGGGCUUAAAAAAUACUGAAGUUAAACAACAUUUUGAUGCAAUUAAGCCCACUAUUAUGGCAGUGGUACAGUUAAAUGCCAAAGGUUCUACAUGUCCAGUGGAUAACAAGUUUUUGGAUGAAUGGAAACGCAAUGUAAUGGAAAAAUUACGCUCUCAUCCUAAUAAGGAAAUGUCGCAACAAAUUAAGGAACUAUUAAAAGGCAAUAAUGAUGUAUUUGUGGUUAUACCUUCAGUUUGGAGCAUGAAUCCCGACAAACUGACGGAAAGACAAAAAGAAAAAAUGUCUGAAAAAGCGGAUAUACCAGCUCUUUACAACGAUAUGAGUCAAUCACAAGACGCUUCCUCUCUCAAACCCUGGACCCCAAAGAAAAUUGUUAUAUCCCAAAAGGAUAAAUCAGAAAUUGUUUUAGAAGGACCAGAACAUGAACAUGAAGUCAUUGUGGAAUCUGAAGAACCUAAAGUGGUCGUAGUAGAAAAAGUGGCAGAGAAAGUAGUGAGCACACCUGUUAGCAAGAAACAGUUAAGAAAUCAAACAAAAACACAAACACCCACUAAAAAAGAAAUGGAAGAGGCUAAGAAAAAUGAACCCUCCGAAACGGUACGUAGUACCCGUAACUCUAAGCGCCGUUUGUCCACCAACGAUGAAGAACCUAAAGAGAAACUUUCAAAUGCCGAUGACAGUGUUAUCAAAAGACAAACACGCCGUUCCGGUUUACGCAAUAAAAAUGAAAAUAAGAAAAUCGAAGAUAUACCAGAGGAAAAAUCAAAAACUACUAAUGCCACUGAAAAGGCACAACAACAAACAGCAACAGAAGGCUUAUCAAUACCAACCAAAACCACAAGCAAAAUUUUACCCAUUAGUGAAGAUGUAUUUGAGGAUCAGGACACUCCCUGUAUGAUAACAGACAAAGAAAACAUUUUACAGCAUCAGGAAACUGAACUCAACACUAUGACAGAUCCACAGACAUCUACAACGGAUAUAGCUACACCGUCAUUGGCAACAGCUUCUCUGGAAUUGAUAGUUGAGACCAAGCAACCAGCAUCAAACAAUAAUAAAGUCAUUGUUAUUGAUGAUGAAAAUGAUGAUGCCGCCUCUAAGAAGACCAAUGCAACCACCAUCAGCACCACCGCUACACCAUCUGUCGAAAUAUUGUCGACUGAUUUAAUUGAUCUCAAUAGUAAGACUAAUACUAUUUCUGAAAUAAUACAGGCUAAAGAGGUAUCGCCCAAAAAGACUAUACCUAAGUUUACACCAUUGUCUUCCCCACCUGAUCGCAAGCUUACAAAUAACAGUAGUAGUCCAACAUUGAGACCAAAACCUUCGUCUCAUCUAACUGGACGAGGAGCACAACUAAUAAAUAUGAUACGCAACAAAAAAGUGGAUAUUUCGGCUACCUCUGCCUACUCGCCAGGACCACAAUCGACGCCUUCGCAACAACGCAAUCCAGCUGCUGAGUUAAUGGAAUUAACCGGUACAGAUCACACUUCAACACCAGUACAACCCAAAGAAUUUUUGGUAUUCUCAAAACGUCUGCCAUCGCCCACAGCCAGUCCAUCGGCCAGUAUAUUGAAACGUAAACUAAGACAUGACAGCAUUGAAGAUUUGUCCUUUGAUUCGCCGGCAUUUAAACGUAAACGUGUGAGUUUUCAUGAUCCGCCAGUAUCGGUAACUAAGGAAUAUUUAAGAGAUAUAGAUGAAACAAAAACUAAGCCGAAAAGAUGUCUAAUAAUGGACAAAGUUUCUGAAGCGAAACAUGCUUUAAGGAGAAGAAGUAAGUUGGAUAGUCUUAUUGAAAUUGAAAAAUAUAACAAUCCCACAGAUACAAAUAAUGAUAAAAAUCAUGUCAUAAAUCCAAAAGCUGCCAAUGCAAAUACUAGCAACAGUGCUGCACCCACUUCAAGUACAACAUCGACAUCAACAUGCUCUACAUCAGCAGCGGCUAACAAAACUACAGAUUCCGUUAUGGAUGAUAGCAUAACCUCUCUAAAAUGGAACGACAGUCGCAACACAACUUCCGAUGGUUGCUCAACACCGCAAACCUCGUCUGCUGCCACAAAAAUGACCCACACCGUUGAAACCGUUGCACAAGUCACUGCAGAAGUACCACCGCCUAACCAUGUAUGUCAACAUCCUCAACCACCAGUCUUAGAUAUUGAAACGGCCACCAAAAUGGUAUUAGAACAGUGUUCACUUGAUACAAUACUUGAAAAGUAUUUUGCCACCGAAAACACACCACAAUUGAAAUCAUCAAAUAUUGUGGCGAAAUUCUUAUCAAAUGCCAUGGAGACAAAUGCCAAGAUAAAGACUAAUGUAUUGGAAACACUAUCGGAAAAUCAUUCAAAAGAUUUCUUAGAUCAUGCCGUACAGGAGAAUCUCUCCUCGGUGGUAUGUGAUCGUUUGAAUUUAAACUCGGUCAUUGAUUAUAUAUGUGCCAAAUCGAAAAUUAAUGCCGGUUGUCGCAACAAUCUCUUGCAACAGAUACCGGACAUAUUGAAACACAGCAAAAAUGAAACAGAACGUUUUGAUUUUAUACAAAAACUUGUUACACACAGUAAUUUCACCGAUGAACACAUUUUAGAUCUAAUAGCACUGCUUAUGCAAUUUCGCUGCAAGACAAAGGGAGAACAAGCCACCAUGGUUUCAGAAUCGGCCGUUGAUUCUUCAUCAAAUUUAUAAUACUUUAGAAUGCAAAACAAAUACAACCUGGAAAUUGUACGUACAACAACAAAAAUAUACAUUUAUACAUACAUAUAUAUUUUAAUUUUUAAAAUUACAUAUUUUAUUAUUAUUAUUCUUAUACACACUUAUUUUUCAUUAUU
Molecule: messenger RNA, 4834 nt
Organism: Lucilia cuprina (Australian sheep blowfly)
Lineage: Eukaryota; Metazoa; Arthropoda; Insecta; Diptera; Calliphoridae
Gene: Rif1
Product: telomere-associated protein RIF1
Exons: 7
Coding region: 144-4691 (1515 amino acids)
Biological process (GO): telomere maintenance
Cellular component (GO): nucleus
Source: RefSeq, a predicted model, not a curated record